AUGUUGUCAUUGAAACUGGUGUUAGUUCUACUGCUGCAGAGCAGCGCCAUUGUCCUGGGCGGCGUCUGUUUGAUACCAGAGCCUGUGAAGCGCCAACGUUCGCUGCUCGACGAGCUGUGGAAGACGCAGCCGCGUCUCGAUGGCCGCAUUGUGGGUGGCCAACGUAUAAACAUAACGAAUGCACCACAUCAAAUCUCGUUGCAAACAUCAGCUCACAUUUGCGGCGGAUCACUGAUCUCUGAGCAAUGGAUUUUAACAGCGGCCCAUUGCACCGAAGGUAAAACAGCGAACCAGUUAAAGGUGCGUCUGGGCAGCUCGGAAGCCGCGCGGCAUGGAGAACUUCUGCGCGUGCAGAAGAUUGUGCAGCACGAGAAGUUCAACUAUACGAAUGUGGAUUUCGAUUUCUCGCUGCUGCAGCUGCAGCAUCCCAUCAAAUUCGAUGAGUCGAAGAAGGCCAUCAAGCUGCCAGAGGCGGAGCAAAUGUUUAUGGACGGUGAUCCGUGCUUUGUCACCGGUUGGGGCAACACUCAGAAUCUGCUAGAGCCACGUGAAUGGCUGCGUCAGGUGCAGGUGCCGCUGGUCAAUCAGCAGGUCUGCAACGACAAAUACAAACAAUAUGGCGGCAUUACGGAGCGCAUGAUUUGUGCUGGUUACAUGGAGGGCGGCAAGGAUGCCUGCCAGGGUGACUCUGGCGGUCCCAUGGUGAAUGAGGCGGGCGUGCUGGUGGGCGUGGUCUCAUGGGGUUAUGGCUGCGCCAAGCCAGACUAUCCGGGCGUCUAUGCCAGAGUUGGCUAUGCACGUGAUUGGAUCAAGGAGCACAGCGGCAUUUAGCAACA
This is a messenger RNA of Drosophila grimshawi, 836 nucleotides long. RefSeq names its product trypsin-1. Lineage: Eukaryota; Metazoa; Arthropoda; Insecta; Diptera; Drosophilidae. The coding region runs from base 1 to 831 and encodes 276 amino acids. Gene Ontology annotation, biological process: proteolysis. The record is from RefSeq and is a predicted model, not a curated record. The transcript has 2 exons. Gene Ontology annotation, molecular function: serine-type endopeptidase activity.